AUGAUUUCUCCUCUUACCGCUAGUAUAUAUCUGCCAAGUUUGAUUCAGAUUCAAGAGGACCUCAAAACAACUACAGAAAAUGUCAACUUGACAGUGACUGCCUACAUGGUCUUUCAGGCUAUUUCACCUACAUUUUGGGGAACCAUAGCCGAUAGUUAUGGACGCCGAGUCGUGUUGAUAUCCACUGUGUUUAUCUAUUGCUGUGCCAGUAUUGGGCUAGCUCUGACACCUAAUUAUGCAGCAUUGCUUGUGUUUCGCAUGUUACAGGCAUUUGGUUCAAGUUCUGUAAUAGCAAUUGGCGCAGGUGUGUUGGGUGAUAUUGCUGAUUCAGAAAGACGUGGAUCUUAUUUUGGUGUUUAUCAGAUUGGACAAAUGAGUGGUCCUUUACUUGGUCCAUUGUUAGGUGGCAUAAUUAGCGAAGGUUUAGGAUGGAGAUGGAUCUUUUGGAUCACACUGAUCAUUGGCGCACUUUCAAUUGUGCUUGUCAGUUUGUUUGUACCCGAGACUUUACGUGCCCUUGUAGGCAAUGGUUCUGGCUAUGCCAAUCCUACACCUUUUCAGUUCAUCGCACGUCGUCAAGGAAAACUAGACAAAGAAAAGAUUCAAGCCGAAAAGCAAGCGCGAGGUCCUCGUCCACGCAUGAACUUCUUUUCGCCGUUUCUUUACUUGCUAGAACCUGAUGUGUUCUUAUCACUUAUUUUUAGUGGGUUUAUUUACAUGUCCAUGUACUGUUUUAUGACCUCAACGACAAAGCAGUUCUCUAUGCGGUAUGGGUUAUCUGAACUUGAGAUUGGGUUUUGUUAUCUUUGUAUGGGUGCAGGUACAAUCAUUGGUGGGUUUAUCAAGGGAAAACUGUUGGACAGAGAUUUCAGAAAGACAGCAAAAGAAACAGAACACAUGUCUCAUUAUAAAGCAAGAUUAAGAAGUUGUUGGAUCAGUUUGUUCUUUUCGGAUGCUUUACCUAUUGUUUAUGGCUGGUGUCUACAAGUCAAUGCUCCUUUGGCUGUUCCUCUUGUCCUUCAAUUCUUGGUGGGACUUUCUAAUUCUUCUUUGACGAUUUGUGUCCAGUCGUUAUUGAUUGACUUAUUUCCAGGAAAGGGAGCUUCUAUAACUGCUUCAAACAACUUGGUGCGCUGUAUUUUAGGUGCUAUUGCAAGUUCAGUCAUUGAUCCAGGUAUUGAAGGUGUUGGUGUGGGAUGGAUGUUUACUAUCAUUGGUUUAUUGGUUACAUUGUUCAACAUUUGUGUCCCAGUCUUGCUAAGGCUUGGCCCUCGUUGGAGAGAACAAAGAAUAGAGAGGUUGAAAAAGACAGAUGGACAAAUCACAUUUAGAUUCUUUAGGAAAACGGAGAUCAACAAGUAA
Messenger RNA from Gilbertella persicaria, 1362 nucleotides. Its product is annotated as major facilitator superfamily domain-containing protein. The transcript has 7 exons. Gene Ontology annotation, molecular function: transmembrane transporter activity. Bases 1 to 1362 code for a protein of 453 amino acids. The record is from RefSeq and is a predicted model, not a curated record. Gene Ontology annotation, biological process: transmembrane transport. NCBI's taxonomy places the organism in Eukaryota, Fungi, Mucoromycota, Mucoromycetes, Mucorales, Choanephoraceae.